Messenger RNA from Bufo gargarizans (Asiatic toad), 8352 nucleotides. Its product is annotated as up-regulator of cell proliferation-like. The transcript has 4 exons. NCBI's taxonomy places the organism in Eukaryota, Metazoa, Chordata, Amphibia, Anura, Bufonidae. The record is from RefSeq and is a predicted model, not a curated record. Bases 772 to 5748 code for a protein of 1658 amino acids. Gene Ontology annotation, molecular function: GTP binding. Gene Ontology annotation, biological process: regulation of apoptotic process.
CCUAGUGAUUGCAGUUAGGGAUCGGUAUAUAGCUCAGGGUAGUGACAGGUUAGGCUUCCGACGGCCACCUAGAGAGUUAGAGGCCCGGAUGCACUGGUAGAUUAGUUGUCAGGUCAAGGACUCAGUGUUAGGGUAGUCAGGCCUGGAAGAAAUCCUUUCAUCAUCGUCAUCGUCAUCUCCUGAUCGGCUGUCUGUCAUCUCCUGGAAGAAUCCUGGAUCUACAGUCAUCCACAGGGGCCCCUGGACCAUCUCUUCUGUUGUCUGCAGGUCCUCCUCCAGUGACCUAUGCCUGCCGAUCAGCAAAGAUCCAAGAGUGCAAUAAAGUCCACUUUGUGCCUGGCCACACUCUUCUAGGUGGGGGACUGGACAUUGUGACCAUGAAGAAGAAAGCAUCCUACCUGUUUAACCUACAGAAAGUCAUUACUUCCGAAAACACCUGCACCGUCUGUAGCAACCCUUACAUGAAGAAAGCCUGGCAGAAGCUGCCUCUAGGAGUGGUAGAUUGGAAGCCACAGUCGACCUGCUUCAAGAAGAUUAGCGGGGAGACCUCUCGGUCUACGUCUUCAUUGGCUGAAGAGUCUGCAUCGAGUAUUCAGAAUAACUGGGAGGUUGGACUGGAGCUCCACCACAAAGUGGGAGAUGCCAAGAUGGUGCUGGCCGGAUCUCAAUCCCAGCUGGCGCAGUUUGGUCAGAGAAAAAGCAGUGGAGAUCGGUACACCUUCAUCAGGCACCAGCUGAGCUGUGUCUACUACAGGUUAAUAUUCGGAUAUCAUGAAAGCCUCAAAGACCAUUAACCGUCUGAAAUGGAAAUUAGCUGAGGUGUUUGAGGAGAACGCGGAUGGUUUCAUGGAUGAAGUGGACUCCCUCCAGCUCAUAACCUAUGAAGAGUAUAGAGUUCUGUGUGGAGCUGCGAGCCCGACAGAGAAAACGCUCCGUCUGAUUGAGCUGAUUCUUCACAAGGGAGAAGAGGCCUGUAUGACGUUCCUUGAUCAUCUGGAGAACAUGAUUCCCAGAUUUCCACCAUUGUCUCGGGUGUCUCUACACUUCCAGGAUAACCGGGCUAGAAAUUUUCAGGAACUGGUCCAACAACUGAGCUUGAAAAAACAUCUGGAUUCAAAGUUAACCUUGGGAGAUGUACUUAGCAUUGGAACAGACAAUCUUUUCAUUGACCAACCCCAGAAUAUUCCAGAUAUCCCCUGGCAUUUCUUGACCAAAAUUAUAGGGCUGAACAGAACAGCACGAAACAUUCAAUGCCAGAAACAGUCAACUAAAGAAGAAUCAGAUCGAGUUAGUGAACUGUUUUUUUCUGUGAAUGAAGAAGAGGAAGAAGACACUUCAUGUUCCAUCCAUCCACUUGAUGUUCUCUGUGCUCUCCUUCAUUGUUCAGACCUGUUUUUACAGCAAGAAAUUGUAACUAAAAUGUCAGUUUGUCAGUUUGCUGUUCCUCUCUUGCUUCCUGCUGGUGAUGGUCCUAACAGCACCUUCAUGCUUUGGGCAAUGAGAGACAUAGUGAAGAAGUGGAGACCUCAGUCACUGGCCAACUGUAAAGGCUUCAGAGAAGACAACGUGGUGAAUAUUGAAAUGCCGAUGUUCUCUUUCGUCAGGCUGGGGCCAAAUAAAUUAUCUAAAUCUAAAAUAUUAAACCAGGUCCUGAACCCAGCUCAACAACAUCAUGACUUCUUCAUACAUGACAACAUGGAAGGAGGGAACAUUGAGAGGAAGAUAUCUGAUGGGCUGGUGGAGAUGUCCUGGUACUUUCCUUGUGGGAAAUCAGAUGUUUUCUCAGAGCCUAUUGCUGUGGCCAACCUACGUGGAGACCUGGAGUCCAACUGGGAACAGUUUGAAUUUCUCAUUCAAAUCUCAUCGGCCACCUUUGUAUUUCUUGAGAGCAUGUGUGAGAGACAGCUCCGAUUAUUAUCAUCCGUAAGUCCCAAUGACACCAAGUUUUAUUUCAUUGUCAGUCCAGGCCCCGGAAAAGAUGUCAACUCAGAGACACAGAAACAUUUAAAUAAUGUAAUAGAAAAUUUAAAAGUCAGCAAAAAGCAAUUUAUAAUAAAACGAAGUAAAUCAAAUGAUGCGGAAUUUGUUAAAAACAUUCAGAACAGCAUUGAGCAGUUCUUAAAGGAACAUAAUAGAAAAACAUCUUUAGAAAAACUAAAAACACAAAAAUAUGGACUUUAUAUUGAUGUAGAUGAAGACUUGGCUGAGUGUCAAAAAGCAAGAGCGUGUGCUGUAAAUAUUACUUCUGUCAUAAACAAUGUGGAAGAAUAUAAGAAGACAACACUAAACCUACAAGGGGAUUUAUGGAAGAAGUUGUCUAAGAUAGAAAAAGAACUUUGUAGGAUGACGAACCUAGAGGGGAAGGAUGUGCAGCAAUAUCUGGCUGAACUCAUAGAGAAGCGCACCUGUCUACACAAGGAACAGAAUGAACACGAUUUAUCUGAUGGCAUAAUGCUGUUUAUUAAUGCAAUCACUCAUUUAUCUCAGGCUGAGCGACAAUUUUUCCUGAAAUGGAUGAAACUAGAACUGGAGUCAAUAUCUAGAAAUAAUGUGUCUGCAUUGCAAGCAGAAUACAAGGACAAAUGUAGCAAUAAGUCCAAUAAUCUAGAGGAACUCAAAAAUAUAGACCAAAAAAUCUCAGAUAGUUCUCUGGGGGUAGAACAUUUUCUCCGUGAGUUGGGGCAGUUUUAUGAAGCUGAAUACUCCAUGAAAAAACAAGGAUUACUUCCUGAAAACAGAAUACAGUUUGCUGGAUUGCCAAAUAUUGCCUCUGACCUUCUUCUUGAUGGAUUCCCAUUGGAGCUGAUUGAUGGAGAUGCUUCCAACAUUCCCUUACAGUGGAUAACUGAUGUCCUGACUGCGCUGGAUAAGAAGACCGGAGGACAAUGUAGGAUAAGAGUGAUAACUGUGCUGGGAGUGCAGAGUACAGGGAAGUCCACCCUUCUGAACACCAUGUUUGGUCUACAGUUCCCUGUGGCCAGUGGACGAUGUACACGAGGAGCCUUCAUGACCCUUAUUAAAAUGAAGGAGAGCUUCCAGGAUGAGAUUGGUUGUGAAUUUAUUCUAGUGAUUGACACUGAAGGGUUGAAAGCUCCUGAAUUGGCUUCUCUGGAGGGAAGCUAUGAACAUGACAAUGAAUUAGCCACAUUAGUGGUUGGGUUGAGUGACAUCACCAUAGUCAACAUGGCCAUGGAAAAUACCUCAGAAAUGAGAGAUAUUUUGCAGAUGGUGGUCCAUGCAUUUCUACGGAUGAAAGAGAUAGGAAAGAAACCCAACUGUCAGUUUGUCCAUCAGAAUGUGAGUGAUGUUUCCGCCCAUGACAAGAAUAUGAGAGACAGGAAGAAACUUCUAGAACAGCUGAAUGAAAUGACUCAAGUGGCUGCAAGAAUGGAAAAUAAAAUAGGAAUCACAAGUUUCAGUGACGUGAUGGACUAUAAUCUCGAGAAGCACAACUGGUAUAUACCAGGCUUAUGGCAAGGAGUCCCUCCAAUGGCUCCAGUAAACUUUGGUUACAGUGAAAAUGUUUAUAAGCUGAAGCAGGACUUGUUUGCGUUCAUGAAAACCCAGGAUUCUCCUUGUAAUAUUCAGAACUUUAUUAAAUGGGUGGAAAGUUUGUGGAAUGCUGUAAAACAUGAGAAAUUCAUCUUUAGUUUUAGGAAUAGUCUAGUAGCAGAUGCAUAUGGUAAACUGUCAAUGCAGUUCUCUCUGUGGGAAUGGGAAUUCCAAAAAAAUGUGAACAAAUGGAUCAAUAUUACAGAAAAUAAGAUAAAAAAUCACAUUGCAGAAUCUUUGGAUAAAGAAACACAUGAGAAAUCUAUGUGUGAUCUUCAGCAGCUGCUGCUUGAGGGAGAAAGCAAGAUGCUGGAAGAACUAGAAAAUUACUUUGAAAAUAAGACAGAAAAUGUUCACCUUGUAGAACGAUAUCGAGAAGAUUUUAGGGUGAGUGUAAACUUUCUAAAAAAGGAGCUCGAAAGAAAGGCCAUCGGCAAAUAUGACAAUGCUGUUUCUCUCCAGAAAGGAAGAUUUGAGGUUCAGAGCAUCCUAAGUACAUACCAACAGGUUAUAGAAGAGAAGAUUACAGAACUUCUGGAAGCUGGAAGACACAAGAAACAUAAAAUGACUAAUCUAGAAAUAGAACAGCAAUUUGAGACCAUGUGGGAUAAGACAAUGUCAACUGUUCAGACUGGAAGAAUUAAAAAAUAUAAUGUAAAUCAAUCUAUGUUACAUCUUGUGAAAAAUGACCUCAGCACAAGAGGAUCUGCUAUAAAUGAAAAGUUAGUAAAAAUAAAGGAGAUAUCAACCUAUAAACAAUGGAAGAUGGAUAAAAAGUACAUAGAUCACCACUGGUGGUCUAAAGUUUGGUAUGGUAAUGAAUUAUUUAUCAAGUAUGAAGAAUUUGCCAACUCAUUGAUAGAGUUGUGUGAUAGCUACAUCAAAAAGAAGAUGAACAGUGAUGCGGACUAUGAUGACACUUACUGCCAGGAACUUCUGCAGAUGAUCAAUAAAGAACUUAGACAAAAAGAAACUAAAAUUCUCCACUUCUCGUCAGAGUUUGAGCUGGAUAUCAAACUCUUCAUCUUUGGAAAAGCAUUUAGAACAUUUCAGGAGAUGCAUGAUAGGUUUGUCCAGAAGAAUGAUCCAAGGAAUUGUCUUGAAGAACUAAAAUCUCAGUAUUUCUUGACAUUUCUUAAUAUAUUCAAUGAAAAAGAUAAAAGUCAGAGCCGAGCCAAACAGUUCUGUGAGCAGUGUCUGAAACCAGCUAUCACCCAGUAUGCUUUCAGUCAUCUCGGAGAAAGAAUAGUGGACGACAUCUUACAUAGUUCUGACAAUAAGAUAUUUAGCACUAGAACUUUUUUCCAGUAUACUCUGCUGGAAGAUUUGCUGGUGUAUAUGUCUUUCCAGAAAUACGUACAAUAUCUUCACUCAUAUAAGAAAUUUUCAAAGGAGUGGAUAAAAAAUUACCUCUCUGAAAAAUAUAACAAUCCUUUAAGUUUGAUGGAAUUUCAUGAAAACAUUUUGAGCUCCAUUUGUGAGAAAGUCCAAAAAGUUCUCCAGGAUGAGACAAGUCUGGCCAGCACAACUAUCUCACAAUUUUUAACACAUUUCUGUGAUCACUUACAAACUGAUUUAGUGAUUUCACAGAAGGAGCUAAAAGUUAUUGUUUUCAGUAAUACCUCAGACGUUGGGCAGUUUUCCUUAGAUGUUCAGUCCUUCAUAACAGAUACAGAGAAGCAAAUCUUGUCAGAGUUGAGGUCUAUGAGUUUGGAGUCCAUACUUUCCAGAGUCACACUGAAGCCUCAGGAUGAGUUGUUGAAGAAAGUGUUUGGAUGUGGACAUCAGUGUCCAUUCUGUAGAGUUCCCUGUGAGGCUGGAGGUGGUGACCACAAGGAGCACUUUGCAUCUAUCCAUAGACCUCAAGGACUUGGGAAAUGUAGAAAACGUAGAAAUAAUAAACUGGUCGUAGAAAUAUGUACCACUGAUGUUGUAUCUGAAGCCAAAUUUCGGAAUUCAGACACAAAUUGUGAAUUUCAUCCAUACAAAGAAUACCGCACUUACUAUCCAGACUGGUCCAUCCAACCCGACCCCAGCAUUGAGUCCUCCGAUUACUGGAAAUACAUUUUCGCACAGUUCAAUAAAAAGCUUGCUUCUGAGUUUAAUGCAAAUCCGGCUGAUCUGCCGUCCAACUGGAAGAAAAUAACCAAAGAACAGGCUCUUCUCAGCUUAAAGAAAAUAUUCAAUAUCUCCUAACCUGAACCAUUGGUGAUGUGUCUACAGUCCAAUUAAGAUGUGAUAGACACUUGGCUCAUUUAUUAUCAUAUAAGCUUAUGUGAGAUGUCCCGGAGUGAAUCCUGGUUUCUCAGCAGCAGUUAGUGGCCAUAUUGUGCUUUAUAAUAGAUUUUUGUUACCUGGAGCCCCGUGGCUGGCUGUGGCCGUGUGUACACAUUGCAGCCACAUAGUGACUACUGGGUGAAGGGGCCAAAGGACCAUUGUAUGGAGGGAUGGACAGGUGUGGGAUGACCCAGGGGUACACUGUGUACAUGCAGCCACGGCCAGGCAAAAAGUCAAGAGUACAGACCGUUUAGUGAAAAACUAUUAUUAAAGGACUUGUUUGAGGCAAUGCAGGAAAUAGAAUAAAAUAGUGAAAUAACCCAUAAUUCCCAGAAAUCACGUACAUCAUUCAUGUGAUCGCUAUCGCCAAUCACUGGCCUCAGAGGAGAUAUUUGCCUGCUAAGGCCAGUGAUUGGCUACAGUGUUCACAUGAAUGAUGUAUGUGACGUCAUUACUGCUGGGCCGGCAGAGAUCACCCGAGUGGUGGUGCUGGAGCGGCAGCGGAUUUAAAGGGAUUUCCCGGGCCCCACAUAUUGAGUUAUCCACUGGUUCUGGAACCGGCACUUUGAAUGGAGCUGGCAGUAUAAGCUUUUGGAUUACUGCAGCUCAUUUCUUAUUCACUUAAAAGGGAGAUGAUCUGCAGUAACUGGGUGCAGACAUUAUACGUUGAACAGGGCGGUUCUUCUGGCUCAAUUCAAAGUGCUAGUUCUGGGGGCUGCUCCGAGCAGCUGAGUGGUGGGGGGUGCAGGGUGUCAGGGCCCCCCACAGAUCCGACAUUGAUGACCUAUCCAGAGGAGAGGCCACCAGGAAGUCCUGGAAACCCCUUCAUUUCCCCAAGUUUCUUAAACAGAUCCUGGCAUCAGAUUUGUGCCUAUGUGACUGAUUGCAUCUCCUGGCUGCGCGCCUCAUAUGUUUUCUGCUCCUGUUUUUUAAAAUAAAUCUGUCCUCAGAGUCAUUUUUCAGAAAUCAUAUUUUUAAGUUGUUUAUUUGUCCAAAAUGUGUAAUGCGGGUGCCGGGGAGCGUGGUAAGUACAAUCUGUGUGAGGGGCCCCGGCAUAUGGGGGUAACCCCUUUAAGUAAACUCAUUCAUACAGUCUGCUCCCUCCUCCGGGUUUUUUAUUCUCUUGCCCGUCCUCGCGGUACGCACAGAACACACGUGGGGGGGGGGUCUUCUAUUGCGUGUGUCAUGUGUGGGACAGGCGCACUUACAUGAACACAUUUUUCAAAUCACCGAUGGAAAAUGGCUUAAAAAAGGUUCCGGAGCAUCUACUGGUCCUUUCCAUCACAGCGACCUUACGGGAGACGUUUCUUCUAGGUCAGUGGGCAGCAUUAUCAGGGUGUAGUGCCGAAUGCCGAUCAUUGCAUGACAUUUUUUUCUUGUUUAUUUUUUAUUGAAAUUUUUAAACGGAACAAAACUGUGACUGGUCAAACGAGUGAUGAGCGGCAUUCAAUCAAUUCAGACUUAGAGAAUGAGGCAACAAUAAUACUAAGAGCCUGAACCAAGGUAACCCACGGAGCCCUACAAUGAGGUGUCCAGGCCCCAAACAGUAUCAGAAUACAAACGUAUUCACGCUCCGCGAAAUACUCUCCUGUGUUUAAGACAAUCCCAGUUUGAGCUUGUAAUGUAAAAAUGAAACGAUUGCCGCAGCUGCGCAAAUAGUCAAACAGACCAACUCCUGACACGGAGUGAGCGUAAACAGUGGUCUGGUGCUCAACGCUAUAAACCAUCCAUAUAAAAUGUAACAAAAGGAAAUAAAAUCACAGCACGAGCUACUGAAAACGUCUUCCUCUAGUUCAUAGUGUCAAUAAAAAACGCCAUAGUGGUACAAGACACGGGGCACGGAAUAGGCGACGGUUGUUUUGGGCACCUGCGCUGCCCUUUUUGCCUACAGUCUGAGCUUGUAGCCAUGGAUCCCAACUUUCCAAGACAUGGUCAGGGGCCCCUCUCGCUGCAUAUGUUAAUCUGCUGUAUCCACUGAUUUAAAGUGAGGAUUUUUUGGGGGGCUUCGAGUUCAGAAGGACAGUUUUCACAGAACAAAACAUUAUAAUAUGGUGUCAUUUCCUGCCAUGUUUGGUGGGAAUGAAGUCAGUUACUCGUCCGAACAAGCCGAGGAAGCCCAAUAUAGAGUUUAGAAACUGACGAAUCUCCAACCAAUCCUGCCUUAUACCCGGACAUUCCCCAUCAUGUCUGGCAGUGUCUGAGUGGAAGCAGAUCUGUGUGUGUUGUGUCUGUUUUUUUACACUAAACUUGACAACAUAACAUCACCUAGAGACAGGCAACCAUUUUAUAAAUCACCUAGAGACAGACAGCCAUUUUAUAAAUCACCUAGAGAUAGGCAGCCAUUUUAUGAAUCACCUAGAGACAGGCAGCCAUUUUAUAAAUCACCUAGAGACAGACAGCCAUUUUAUAAAUCACCUAGAGAUAGGCAGCCAUUUUAUGAAUCACCUAGAGACAGGCAGCCAUUUUAUAAAUCACCUAGAGACAGACAGCCAUUUUAUAAAUCACCUAGAGACAGACAGCCAU